AUGGAUAGUGAAGUAGGCGAGGAAGUGGAAGAGAAGCUAGAUGUCGUCGUGGAAUGGGAGCUUGACAGAGAGGUCGUAGAGGAGCUUAGUGGUGAGGCAGACGGGCAGACGAAUAGAGAUCUUGAAGGACUCGAACUAACCAAGCUGGAGGUCACCGAUGAUGGUAAUAGAGGUAGGAUGCCUGUCAACGUCGUUGAUGGCAGGGUGAUUAUCGUUGUGGGGCUGAAUGGUAGCAAUGAGGCUAGGCUUACUGGUAUGCUGGUGGUGCUGGUGCUCGGACUAGGUUCUGGGGUGAAGGUGGUCGAAGCAGUCCUGGAGAUGUUUGAAAGAGUGCUGGAGGUUGUUGAGGAGAUGGGUGAACUUGUUGAACUACUGGGUGAGAUUGUAGAAAUCGGGCCACUCGUGCUGCUGCUAGAUGACUGA
This is a messenger RNA of Colletotrichum orchidophilum, 423 nucleotides long. RefSeq lists its product as uncharacterized. The record is from RefSeq and is a predicted model, not a curated record. The coding region runs from base 1 to 423 and encodes 140 amino acids. Lineage: Eukaryota; Fungi; Ascomycota; Sordariomycetes; Glomerellales; Glomerellaceae. The transcript has a single exon.